Messenger RNA from Penicillium lagena, 1512 nucleotides. RefSeq names its product arylsulfotransferase family protein. The transcript is spliced from 2 exons. Lineage: Eukaryota; Fungi; Ascomycota; Eurotiomycetes; Eurotiales; Aspergillaceae. The record is from RefSeq and is a predicted model, not a curated record.
UUGCUCGGCGCAAGGGCUGAAUCCAAAGGGGACAGUUGGCCUCACGCACAAUUCAUGACUGGACCAUGGCGCCCGCCGCACCUCAUGAUGUCCACUUACGGCGAAGUAAACCCAGGGAAGUUCUUCAUCAGUGUUCGAAAUCCGAUGGUCGGCACGGCCGCAACCAUAUACGAUAAAGACGGUGAAAUGAUUUGGCAAGGCCCCCAUACAAAAACAAUGGACUUUAAAAUGCAGAGACUAUUUGGCCAGGAUGUGAUCACCUACUGGUCUGGUCAAACGGGGGUACUCGGCUACGGCUAUGGCUCUGUUCAUAUUCUUGACACUGCAUACAACGAGAUCUAUACCAUAACACUUAAAGACAAACUCGUCACGCCUGACGACAAGGAUCGAGAUUCCUAUAUCGACGUUCAUGAACACCUAAUCACCCCGGAUAAUACUAUCAUCGUCUCUGCAAUCAAUAUUACUCAGACCGACACGAGCGAUAGGGAAGAUGGCCAUCCGGAUACGUGGAUCAUCGACUGUCUCUUCUACGAAAUCGACAUCGAAACAAACAAGAUCCUAUUCACGUGGAGCGCCUUGGACCAUCGCGACUACCUUCCGCUCAAGGACUCAAAAAAUCCCAAAGGUUGGAUGGGAGCCUCUAGGAGAACUGCAUGGGAUGCCUACCACAUGAACUCGGUCGAAUGGGCGAACGGUGGGUUCGUGGUUUCGAUCCGAUUUUGGUGGUCUGCAUUUUAUAUCAAUAGGAAUGGCACAAUGCGCUGGCAGCUUUCAGGUGGCGGUCCUGGAGAAGGAACGAUUGAAAAUGACGCACACUUCGCCUGGCAGCAUGAUAUUCGGAUACACAAUGAAACAGAUCACAAUGUAGUAGUGACACUAUUUGACAAUCAUGCCAGAGCAUUAGGAAGAGGAUCUAAGGCCGAGUCCAACGGGAUCGCUAUCGACGUGGACCUCGUUAGGAUGAAAAGCACCACGUUCCGUCGCGUGAAUACGGGUGCGUCCGAUCCCGUCCAGGCUCGGACGCAAGGGAGUUUCCAACUGCUCGAUUAUAAUGCGACUGGCCACAUAUUCAUGGGGUACGGUUCAAUGUGCAAGUUCAAGGAGUACGACGGGGACGGGAAGGUUGUUCAGGCCGGCCAGUUUGGCUAUAUUGGCCUUGCACAGUCCUUCCGUCUCCUCAAGUACCCCUGGAGGGCGGUCCCGCACUGGAAGCCCGCGGUCGUAGUCCAACCGGGCUCGGAAUUCACUACCGACAUGUCUGUGUACAUGAGUUGGAAUGGCGCGACCGAGCACGACAACUGGCAGAUCUACAGCAUCCCCCACAUCAACUCCACGAUCGAGGAAGCGAAAAUGCUCGCCCGUACACCCCGUUAUGGGUUUGAGACUCACGUAGACCUACGCGAUGUCGAAGGUCAUUACAUCCUGGUCGAAGCUCGGCAAGGGGAGAACGUCCUCGGCACGUCUGAUGCUGUAUUGGUUCCGCAGAGAGCGCAGGUAGAGCUUCGUUCAUGA